This is a messenger RNA of Trichomonas vaginalis G3, 1131 nucleotides long. RefSeq lists its product as uncharacterized. The record is from RefSeq and is a predicted model, not a curated record. The transcript has a single exon. NCBI's taxonomy places the organism in Eukaryota, Parabasalia, Trichomonadida, Trichomonadidae. Bases 1 to 1131 code for a protein of 376 amino acids.
AUGGAGAGGCGAAGAGAAAACCUCGUUGACCUCAUCCAAGCUGCAUUUGCAACUGUAAUUAGGCGUGAAAUAAUGAAUGCAGAUACGCAAUCAUAUGAAGAAAUGGAAAAAGCAUGGGAUGAAUAUUCUAUAGAAAAAGAUCAAAAAUUUCUCGAUGCUUGUGACAAAUUCUUGAAUGAUGCAAUCCAGGUAAAAGAGAAAAUAGAAGAAUUAUAUGGAUUUGAAGUUAAAUCAAAACCGUUAUCAUAUUAUACUGGAAAAACAGCGCCAAAAUCCAAUAAUCAGCCUGUCAAAGUGAUAAAUGAGAAGAAACAAGAACCUUCCACUCCAAUUUUAACACAAAAACUUGAAAAUUCACAAAUUUCAAUUUCAACUCAAGAAAAUACUCAGAAAAAUCAAGUCCCUACUCAAGAAAGUUUGCAAGAAGAAAUUGAACAGUCUCAAUCAACUCCAUCUAUUAAUGAAAACAAAUUUAGUUCAUUUUUAACGACAGAUACAGAGUUUUCCGAAUCAAAUACAUCAUAUAACACUACUCCUCAACGGUCAUAUCAGUUUAAUAGCGUUCAACAACGUUUGAACAAAUUUAUCCCUUCAAAUGAAGCUCAAACUCAAUUUUCGGAAUUACCGAAGUCUACACAUGAUCCUGAUACUCCUAAAACGGCUGAAAAUCCUCAAAAUUCGUUUCAUUUUAUUUCAUCAACUGAUACUGAUACUCAAUCGCAAAUAUCAGCCAAGGAUCAAGUUAGUCAGUCAAUAGAUCAAAGUGAAAUCCAGAAAAUGCUUGAAACAGAAACAGAAAAUUAUGAUUCUGGCGAAAUCCCAAUUAAUAAAGAAGAAAAUCAGUCUAAUCCAAAUAGAACACAAGAAAAUGUUUCACAGAAAGAAACUUCCCAGCAAGAGAGGCCUAAAAAUCAACCAGAUAAUAUUCAAACUGAAAAUCCUAAAAAUGAUACAAACCUAUCCUCAGAUACUAAUAAAAACCCUACUCCUGCACCAGAACAACCGAGAAACUUAUCGACAAAUCUUUCUGGACCUUCAGAUUUCGUCAAAACUAAAAAUGUCAAGAACACACCUUUAGAAAGGGUUGACAAUCCAUGGUGGGACUUUGAUAGCUUUAGUCAAUAUAAGUAA